AUGUCCCGGUCCUUCUAUGUCGACUCGCUUAUCAUCAAAGACACGGCGCGACCGGCGCCCGUGAACGAGCAUAGCGCGCCCGAUUUCCUCCUCCCGCUCGGCAUGCACUCCUCAGGGGUGAUGGGCGUUGCGGCGCCGGCGUGUCCCGCCCGGAAGAGCGGCACUUUCUGCGUCUGCCCGCUCUGCGUCACCUCGCACCUGCACCCCCCCAGAAGCGCCAUCCCGCUGCUGAAGCCCCAAUUCCCUGGCGCGGAACCGCAGUACUGUCACAGGCUCGGGCACCCGCAGAGCCCGGCGCUCACGCACCCGGGACACGCACCUGUCUGCACGCCCACUUACAGCGUCACAGACCCGAGGAGGUACCACUGCCUCUCCAUAGGCUCUUCGGAGAACAGUCACAUGCAAAACGGCAAGAGGAUGCGCACGGCGUUCACCAGCACGCAGCUCCUGGAGCUGGAGCGGGAGUUCUCCUCAAAUAUGUACCUGUCGCGACUGAGGAGGAUCGAGAUCGCGACAUACUUAAGCCUGUCGGAGAAGCAGGUCAAGAUCUGGUUCCAGAACCGCCGGGUCAAGCACAAGAAGGAAGGUAAAGGCGCGCAGAGGAACGCGCACAGCGGGUGCAAGUGCGCCAGCGGACACGCGUACUACCCCAGGUCCGAAGACGAGGAGUCUCUGUCUCCCGCAUCAGCAACGGAAGAGAAAGAGAUUUCUCCCAUCUGA
Conger conger (European conger) is the source of this 720-nucleotide messenger RNA. RefSeq names its product GS homeobox 2 (gene gsx2). The transcript is spliced from 2 exons. The record is from RefSeq and is a predicted model, not a curated record. Gene Ontology annotation, biological process: regulation of DNA-templated transcription. Bases 1 to 720 code for a protein of 239 amino acids. Gene Ontology annotation, cellular component: nucleus. Gene Ontology annotation, molecular function: sequence-specific double-stranded DNA binding; DNA-binding transcription factor activity, RNA polymerase II-specific. Lineage: Eukaryota; Metazoa; Chordata; Actinopteri; Anguilliformes; Congridae.